Messenger RNA from Seriola dumerili (greater amberjack), 2166 nucleotides. RefSeq lists its product as uncharacterized. NCBI's taxonomy places the organism in Eukaryota, Metazoa, Chordata, Actinopteri, Carangiformes, Carangidae. The coding region runs from base 20 to 1312 and encodes 430 amino acids. Gene Ontology annotation, molecular function: protein binding. The record is from RefSeq and is a predicted model, not a curated record. The transcript is spliced from 4 exons.
AGUGAGGUGUGAAGUCACAAUGACGUCAGUGCUGCAGCUUCCCGCCGAGCUGUGGCUGCAGGUGUUCAGUUUCUUGUCAUGGAGAGACAAACUUCAGGUGCGCUGCACCUGUUCACACUUCCGGUAUCUGUUGGAUAAGUCCUGCUCCCUGUGGCGUGGUUUCAGCCUCGUGCUGCGAGACUUCUCCAGGUAUAACCGCCCAUUCUGGCGCAGCCUGGCUCAGAGGCAUGUGGGCAGUGUGUCGGUGCGUUCAGGGAAGAAGAAACACCUGAGGCAGCUGUCCACCUGGCUUCCUGCCCUCCAUGCGCUGCGAUUGGACGACUGGACAGAAGGAGGCGUCAGUGAGCUGAAACAGUUCCAUCGCCUGCAGCGCCUAUCCAUCACUUCCUGUUCCAUACCAGUGAAGAGCCUGGACUUCCUGUUUCCUCUGAGUCAUCAGCUGACGCAGCUCAGCAUCUGCAAUGUACAGCUCACCUGUCCAUCCUCUCACCUGUUGGCCGCCGUCAGUCAGCUGACUCGUCUCACCUCACUAGUGCUGCAUCACAACGGUAGUCUAAGAGUCCCAACGCUCAGCGGCAUUCUGACUCACCUGACCGAGCUCAAACAACUGUCCUGGACCAUGAUCACCUACAGAACCCUAUCACAUGACUUCUUUAGCCCCGCCCACCUCUCAGGUGCUGACACUCUGCAGCUGUCUGACCUUCAGCUGUUGAACUAUGAUGCCGUGGUGACGCAGGAAGUUCUGCAGCCUUUGUCCCGCCUCCACAGCCUGUCAAUCUUCCACCUGUACUCCGUACCUGGGCCCACCUGUCACCUGCAAACAUGGCUGACAUCACUGCCUCAGCUCCGCAGCCUCAGUGUGCAUGGAGGCCAUCCUCUGGCAGCAUAUGCAGACUUCUUGCCGUCCUCCCUCCUCAGUCUGACACUCUGUGUGGAUCUGCAGCCUGAAGACCUGCAGGUGGUCUCAAUCAGAGCUCCUCACCUGGAACAGCUGCACCUGGAGCCCUGGAGCUCCUCCUCCAACCUGGUCAGACUCCUCCCACAGCUGUUCCCUCACCUGAGGACACUACGGAUCAGACAUCACCAUGUUUCGGACAGUGACUUCCUGCAGCUGCAGCAACUGCAGCGUCUAAACACACUAGAGGUUCUGGAUUCGUACUACAGACCUGACCCCACAGACCCUAGCUGGGUCGUCUACGAGCCGAGUCCUCGUCUUCUGCAGCUGAUCUCAGACCUGCAGAAACUGACCAAUCACAGAGUCCGAGUCAUCACCAGCUCACACAGAGACCCACUCACCUGCCACUGUGUCUGACCAGUCAGAGACAGUCUGACUGCUCCUGGGCAGAACAACUUGAGUGACAUCACUGGUGGAGGCGGGGCUAGUUUUCAGUGAAACGACAGAUCCAAAGAAUUUCUUUUAACAAUUUGUUGGUGUGAAAUUAUUUAAUAUUCAAAUUUUAUUAUCUCACUAAAUCUGCCUUUUCAGGAGAAAUGAGUGUGACUGCUACCAGCUGCCAUCACUGCUGCAUUAUGGGUAAAGGUGAAUGUUGAUUUGCUUCACAUUUUUACGGAUAAAGUUUAAGAAUUUGAAUACAUGCACCCAGAAUAUAACAGAAACAAAAUGUUUCAAUACAUGUUAUGAGAUAUAAUGUGACAAUGAGACACAACAGGAAACAACUUUUGUCUAUGUAAAGAUAUAGUGGCGUCACGGCGUCCAGAGCAGAGAGUGAAGCCACACUCCUCUGUGUGUGUCAUAAUCUGAUCUGGUCUUUGUUUUGGUAGCCGGUCCGUAUGCAUGUGUAUGUUAGUGCACAUACGUGUUUAUUUUCAGCGUUCAAGUGAAAGUGACCUUCCAGAAUUUCCUCCACUGAAGAAGAAACCACAUUUUUAUCUAAAAAGGCUUCAGACACAGAAAGAGAUGAGACCAGAUCACAGGUGGACUGGACUGAGGACUACUGGCACAGAUCCUGGUAGGCCGGUGGACUGUCAAAACAUCCAUAAAGGUUUUAAAGUCUUUACUGGCUCUGUCAGUGUCAUUCAUGUGGCUGGUCCCAGUGGAUCAGUCCAGGGCUGAAUUUCUGUCCCAGUCCACCCAUGGAGCUGAUACUGGUCUUGGUUACUGAGAGGAGAACCCUACAAGCUGCUAAAGGGUCCAGCUGGACUCAG